Paramormyrops kingsleyae is the source of this 4029-nucleotide messenger RNA. It is a transcript of the gene artnb, whose product is annotated as artemin b. Lineage: Eukaryota; Metazoa; Chordata; Actinopteri; Osteoglossiformes; Mormyridae. The record is from RefSeq and is a predicted model, not a curated record. Gene Ontology annotation, molecular function: glial cell-derived neurotrophic factor receptor binding; receptor tyrosine kinase binding; growth factor activity.
AACAGCGCGGCGAUUUUAAAUUGACACAGUAGGAAACGACAAUUAAGUUUUCUACACGGCACUUAAGAAAGGCCGUAUAUAAAUUCCCACUUCGUUCAUGGUUGGAAUAUAAAUAUAGUUUAAAUCGCUCAUUUAUUAAUGGGCUGAGAGAAGGUUUUGAAUUAUUAACAUUCAUAUUUGAUCAAAAACAUUCAAAGUAUGCUAAUACGUCCGUCAUCGGUGCAAUAAAAUUCCGUAUGAGUGCAAUAAUAAUCCAACACACACACACACACACACACUGGUAUUAUUUAAAGCCAGUUUCAUCAUGCUUGUUACUAAAUCACAGGACAAUUUUAGCAAAGCUUUUUUAAGCCACCUUAAAUGUAUUUCUUAAAUUAAAUAUGAAAUGUCCUCCAGCCGCUUGACCGGUGAAAAGUUUAAAUCCAUGAAAUCUCAUACUCGCCAAGACUCUCCCAGGUACCGAGUUCGCGUACAAAAAAAGCGCAAAAGAAAACAGAAGAGAAGUUUUGUAAGAAAAGGGGAAAGAGAAAGGCUUGGCCGCGGAGGGAGGGAGGCGCUUUCAGAUCUUUCCUGAAACCUUUGAAGACUUUUUGUUGCUGAGGAAGACGGACGCUGCGGAGAAGCGAGACGCAUGCGAGUUGGAUUUACACGGCCGAGACAUGCUUCGCUGCCCAGGAGGAUCGCUGGGGAGGCCGGCUGCUGAGCGGCCCGGAUCGCUUCUGGACCGGACCGGACCGCCUGCGGAGAGGGAUGUGAAGAACCAGUGGAGGGAGGUGGUCCUACAGAGAGCCCCCAGUGUCUGCUCAGCAGUGCCCCCACAUCACCUGAGGAAUAUUAAGGUCUCCCUCUGGAUGCUGCUGUGCCUGCUGGCGCUGGCCGAGGCAGGCCUUCCCGUUGCGGCCCGCCGGGCGGACCCUAGGCCAGCUCUGGUGGAGCAGCGGCCUGGCCAAGUCAUGGAGACGGAGGUUCAGACGGCGGAGCCGAAUGCACACGUCUCCUGGGGAGACCUCUUCGUGAAUCCAACCCAGAUGGAACCGGACGACCGACACGGCCGCUGGCAGCGUUCCCCAUCCAAAACUGGUUCGCCCCGGAGCUCGCGGAAGAACCGGAGAAAGCCCAAAGGUGACAAGCACUGCAGGAUGGAGCGGAAGGAGAUGCGAGUGCGGGACUUGGGCCUGGGCUUUGACUCCGACGAGAUCAUCCUGUUUAAAUACUGCGCCGGCACCUGCCGCGGCUCACGCAUGAACUAUGAUCUGGCCCUCAAGAAGCUGGUAGACAAUGGGACUAUCCCCAAGCAGGAGUCCAAGAAGGUGAGCCUACACCCGUGCUGCCGGCCCACGGGCUACGAGCCGGUGGUCUUCAUGGACGCCCAGACCACCUGGCGGACCAUUGAGUACCUCUCUGCAGCCAACUGCAGCUGCGUGCGGUGAGGGCGGUGGGGGGCUCGCCCAAGUGACAGUCACCAGGUGGGAGGAGUACCAGGGAUGGAGCUGUGCUGGACGCUCAAGCAGGAGACGCCAGGCCCAAAGUGGGAUCUGAGGCCUGCAGGGGUCCCUCCUCAGCCCCCAGAUGGGGAACAACUCAGCAUGGAAGGUUAAGUUCUCUCUGUCUCCAGACCCUGCAGAGAACGAGGACAGGGGUCCCGUCCCUGUUCAGAGGUCUGCAGGGUGGGGACGAUGCACCCUAUUCCGGAGCAGCAUGCUCCUGUUUGCAGGGGCCACACUAUGACCAUGACCAGGACUGGAAAUUUAAGGUUUUAAAUUUAAGGACUGGUUUCACAGUCAGAUGGAGCUCCAGGGUCUGUUUCAGUGUUGGCUUGUUGGCGGAGUAUGGGAGGCGCCGGCAUCCGUGUGCGUCCCUCGGCAACAAUGGAGGGAAAAGGCACGACGCCGACGCAAGCUUGAUUAAUUCCAAAUGCUAAUUACUGAAUUACCGAUGGACUGUAAACUAUCAACACCACGAGCAGACUGGUCGGCGAUUAGGCAGUCAUAACCGCGAGGUACGUCUCCCAGCUGGGAGCUUGUUGAAUAAACAUGGAUCUGUGUGUCAAGCAGUAGCCCUGUUCACAGCCAAAAGAACUUCCAGAGUGUGUCACAUGACUGGUGUUUUGUGGGAUGGACCAAUCAGAUCUUAGGCAGAUUUCAUCAGGGUUAUUCAGUGGGAACCUUAACCCUGCCUUGUCCAAAAAGCCGUGAUGUUUACCACCAUACGCAUGAUGGUCAAGGCAUGACGGUGGAGGGUGAGCAUCUUCUCCAAACACCAACCGCCAGAGAGCAUGUUGGUUGAUGGGAUGAGAUGUUCAUGGGCUGAUUGGGUUGUGAGGGGGAUGCAGACAGAUGAUUGGUGUUCUACAGUCACAUGGGCUUUUUUCUCAUCUACUUAAAUUUCUGCAUCACUGUUCAGGGACGCAGCCUUAGUAGGAUCGUAGUGUGCCACUAGUGUACUGCCGGAAAACUAAUAGGCUAGAAAAGGGAAGAACAGCGAGGUCAGUGCAUUGGACUGCAGUAAUUUGUCCGUGUUUCUGUGUGUAGCUGUGUACAUUCUGCAGGGUUGGAAAGCGGCUCUUCUUUACGUGGCUCCUUGAGCACCACCUGCCUGCCUCCUCUGUAGUGCUGACGGUCGCUCCUCACAUACCGCUAACCGCUGUGUCUGUGUCCUCCUCCUGAACCAUGGCCUUUAAUCGUAUGGUUCCCGGCUGAUUCAUCAUCAGCGGCUCAGACUGCCCUACGUGACUGCAGUAGGGGGCGCUCUUCUGUGAGAUUGUCCCCCAUAUACAGUGACGGCUUUGUCUGGGGGCACGUUCUGCCUGCGCCGGGGGUCACUGCAGGAGCAGCCAAGUCUGUCUCCCGUGGGCACUCAGGAUUUCUGUGGUUCCUGCUUCACGGUACCGCCAUGUUCUCUGUGCUGCUAAGCUCCAUGGUCAGGUUUUAUGUCGCCAUGCCGCACGUGGGAGGCUUAUAAAGGGUUAAUAAGCCCUGAUCCAAGCGGGACUCCUGUCCUGCUCUAAGCCCACUAGACCAUAGAAAGAACACAUACCUUGGAAGAAAAAUGCAAGUUAACUCCUCAGAAAUAAUUGCAGAUGUUAAUGAGUGUUUUAUAAACCCUUUAUGGAAGGUACCUUCAUGGAAAGUGACACCGCAGGGUGAUGGCAGCUAUGGAAAGUGACACCGCGGGGUGAUGGCGUCUAUGGAAAGUGACACCGCAGGGUGAUGGCGGCUGGUUUCCUUCACAUUCACCUUCCAGAACUGUUAGUCACACCUCAGCUUAGCAUUUUGAUUAUUGCGCUUCCUGUAAAUGCUGUGAAGCUCCCUUUGCUUUGGUGUUCUGUUGGAUUGAAGGUCUCUGAUCUGUCCAGUCAACACUGGAAGGUCGUGGAUUUACACGCAUGUGCUUUCUGAUGGACCCUCUGCUUCCCACUGCCUGCGUCUCCUCCUCCACGUGACUCAUUGUGUCAGAAACACAGAUCCUAUUUCCUGGGAACGUUCCAGGGGCACAAAAGGCUGUCACUCACAGCUUGGGAAUUCUUCCCACAAACCCGGGACGCCCCCCCCACCCACUGCAGGGACCAACCUCCACUGGAAACAUCAUUAUGCUACAACAAGCCUGCACCCGUCUCACUGCUCAUGUGCGAACGUGGUGGGAACGUGGUGAGAAUGUGGUGAGAAUGUGGCGGGAACGUGGUGGGAACGUGGCGAGAAUGUGGUGGGAACGUGGUGAGAAUGUGGCGGGAAUGUGGUGGGAACGUGGUGAGAACGUGGCAGGAACGUGGUGAGAAUGUGGCGGGAACGUGGCGAGAAUGUGGUGGGAACGUGGUGAGAAUGUGGCGGGAACGUGGCGAGAACGUGGCGGGAACGUGGUGGGAAUGUGGCGAGAACGUGGCGGGAACGUGGUGGGAACGUGGCGAGAAUGUGGCAGGAACGUGGUGGGAACGUGGUGAGAAUGUGGCGGGAACGUGGUGGGAACGUGGUGAGAAUGUGGCGGGAACGUGGUGAGAAUGUGGCGGGAACGUGGUGGGAACGUGGUGAGAAU